Messenger RNA from Thermothelomyces thermophilus ATCC 42464, 666 nucleotides. RefSeq lists its product as uncharacterized. Lineage: Eukaryota; Fungi; Ascomycota; Sordariomycetes; Sordariales; Chaetomiaceae. Bases 1 to 666 code for a protein of 221 amino acids. The transcript is spliced from 3 exons. The record is from RefSeq and is a predicted model, not a curated record.
AUGACCAGGUCAGCAGAACAGAGGGGCAAGGAACAAAGGGGUAGGCAAGUGAAUAGUUCCAUUAUCCAAGCCCGUGUCGAGUACCUAUACUUCCCGAUUGAUGGCCGCCCACGGCGGUCAGAUGCGGAGGACUGCAUCCGCAUUUCUCCACCAAGCACCCGACCGAACAGCAGAACGCAGCUUACAAAUGCUUUCGACAACGGUUCGGCUCGCGACAAUGUCUGUUCUACAUCGGAUAGGGGCCUAUGGACCUCUUGCAAACUGCUUCAGAACUCGCACAGGGACCACCAGAAACGAUCGAAGCUAAACUUCAUCACCCAAUAUCCCCCAGGCUCAUCUCGAACGUGGACCAACAGCAGCAAGCUAUCGCAGUGCUCGUGUUACUGGCAAGAAGCGACACCAACCCUGCUUCGCCUCCUUAAUCAAGACCGACAUCAAACGUUGCCAAUCUCAAUUCUAGACCUCGUCCAUCAGAUUCCCCCCACCCCCGUCAAUCACGUACUGGAAACACCAGGGCCGCACCGCAAUUCUUCGUUAUCUGUCCCCAUUGAACACCAUAAUUCGUCCACGCUACCGUGGUGGCAACCAUCUAAGGUGUACACACCCAAAGCCGUACCACCCAAGCUUGAGCGCCUGGUUCCUGAGACGGAACAAUCCCACACCUGA